GCGCGCAUGCGCGCUGACGCUGUUAAAUGCCUGUCCAACAUGGCGGCGCGGAGGGUGAGCCCUGCGAGCUGAAAACAAUGUCAGGCCCGGGCGCCUAGUGUCUACACCACGGAGCUAUGACUUCUUUGGGGUCGGUGUUCGCGUCCGAGAAGCGGCUGGCCGACUACUUCGUCAUCUGCGGUCUAGACCUCGAGUCGGGACUGGAACCUGACGCUCUCUCGGGCGACCACCUACACUUCACGCCGUUGGACCGUUGCUACAAGGGCAAGGUUUUAGCGCACUACCCCGAGAAUGUCUCCUGGAACCCCUUCGACCCUAGCGCCAUUGGCAUGCUCUGCUUGCCACACGGACUAUCCUUCCGGACGCAGAAGCACUCGCGCGAACCCUUCUUUCACCCGUUUGUCAUUACGCGAGAGGAUGGCUCACGGACAUACGGCCAGGCGCUCACCUUCUACGAGGAGGUCAUCGACCGGCAGAUCUGCUCGGCCAUGCAGACGUUACAGGCGAUGCACCUGACAGAACUGAGCUCAAGCGGGAACAAGUCACCACUGUCACGGACAGCAGCAAUCAAGACUGAGGCCCCUGUGUCCAGGUCACUCCCAAGGUCGUUUCGGCUCAUGACGACCUCGAGGUCUUCCGACUCGAGCGGGGGAUCUCUGUACGACAUAACCAAGGACACGCUGUACGUGAGCAAGGCAAUCUGCCUGGUGACCCCGCUGCCGCUGGUCAACGCAUGCCGGACGGUGCUGCAGAAGCUGCUGUCAUUGGUGCAGGGGCGCGACUCCCCACCUCUGCCCCUCGAGAGCUAUGUGUACAACUUGCUCUAUGAGCUUCCCUUGCCUCCACCGGGACGGUCGUUGCGCCUCAGCUACCUCUACCAGGACUACGUUUGCCAGAGGCCAGGAACGGGGGAGCUUCCCUUCUUUGACUACUCGUUCCGGGAGCUCUUCGCAAUACUGGGCCUGGAGAACUGCCUCCAGCUGUUCACCAGCGUGUGCUUCGAGAACCAGAUCCUCCUCUGCUCCGAAGACUACGACCGGUUGAUGCUGGUGGCGGAGUGCGUGACGUGCCUGCUGCUGCCAUUCCAGUGGCAGCAUGUGUACGUGCCGAUCCUGCCCCACUCGCUACACCACUUCCUGGAUGCACCGGUGCCCUUCCUCAUGGGCCUGAAGCACGUCUGGGGCGGCGAGCAGGCCGACGCCAUCUGUCCCGGCGAGGCCAACCUGUGCCUAGUGGACAUUGACGGCUGCAGUGUACAGGUGCCCGAAGACCUGCCCAGCUUUCCCAACAAGCAGGAGCUUCUUGCCGAACUACAGGACCUGCUCACGCAGUUCGGCGUUAAGACACCUGGUGGUUCAUCAUCUCUCAUCACCUCCUCAUCACCCAACGUGGCGGCAUCCGCAACCCUCGGCCGUAACCUCAACGACCGGCCGUUCCCUCGUCGGAAACACUCCUGGAGCCUAGAGAGUGGUGACUCGGGAGUGAGCAGCACGGUUAGCAGCGCGCGAAGCUCCUUCACAAGCCUCGGCACACCGUCGCCUCUCUUGCAGCACAGUGAGGCGUUCCAGCGCAUCACAGCUGUCGCCAAAAGAGCUGGUGUGAUAAACUCCCUGGAAGACCUGCGGCGUCCUCGUUGCCAAGACAAUAGCGAGGGCAAGCUCAGCCUGCUUCGGCAGCCGCAGCAGCACGGCUCGGCCGCCGCGGCAGAAAGGCACCCACAGCUGGAGGAGCUACGGCUCAACAAUGCCGUGCGCGAGAUCUUCUUCAACCGCUUCCUGCACAUGUUUCGCUCCUACGACCACUUCGUCAUACAGCCCAACCAGAAGGACAUGGAGCAGUGGCUGGCGUCGCGGGACACUGUGCACAACUUCGACAAGACGACAUUCCUGUCCGACCAGCCCGAGCCGCACCUACCGUUCCUGUCACGCUUCAUUGAGACGCAGAUGUUUGCCAGCUUCAUCGACAGCAAAAUCCUCUCACUCUGGGAAGAGCCCGACCCGUGCCUAAAGAUUUUCGACAACCGGAUAAAACUGCUUCGCAACCAUUCCAGUGAAACCAUCAUCAAUCGCUACGAACGCUGCACCGUGUACAAAGAAACAGAACUGUCCAUCGAGGGCCGGCUGUCGGCCCCGGAUUUGGUGGCCCCAGUACCGAAGAUAGUCGACCCCACGGUAGAUCUCCCGGGGCGCCGGAACCACAGGCCAGGAGUCUUUCCUCAGCUGGAGUCUGCCGUGCUGAACCGAGAGCCAGUACAGUCCAAGGUGAAAAAACGUGCGCACGCCCAGUUCCGAAGGAAAGACCGCUCCAUCCAGCAAGCUGAGCACUUGAAGCUCACUGCGGAGCAAAGAGAGUCUGCCUGUGUUGGCACGAAAUCGAAGCAUGCUCAGUUGUGGCAAAAGUACAUGAAUGAAGCCCGCGCCAAGCACAUGAAGCAGCCGAAAUUCAGUGACACAGCCUCAGCUGCGGUCAUUGCACAGACCAAUUGGAAAUUUGUGGAGGCACUGCUCAUGGAGUGUAAAACCAGGACCAAGCGCAUGCUGGUCGAGAAGAUGGGCGUCGAGGCAGUUGAGCUGGGCCAUGCCGAGGCCAGCAUCACAGGCCUCGAAGAGAACACGCUACUGGCGUCGUUCUGCGACCUCCUUGAACGCAUCUGGUCACAUGGCCUGAUGGCCAAGCAGGGCAAGUCAGCACUGUGGUCUCACCUGCUCAAUUAUUUGGAGGUUGAAGAGUGCCGGUCCAGUGGCAAACCGAUUGAUCGGAACUUUUUGACUCCAGUGCCCGUGCGUGCCCAAGUCCCCAAGAGUUUUGGUUUCCCCGAAAUUAUUUUCUCCCUUAAGUCGGGUGCCCUAAACGCCGUUACCAAACACCUGGCCAACCUGGACCUCUCAAACCUGGUGCCAGACGAGAUGCCGGCGUCGCGGGGCAGGGAAGCCAAGGAGCGGAGUCGUCGGGUCAGGACGCCGGACCUGCCCGGCCUCAAGCCGCUUCCUGUCUCCCUCUUGAUGGACGUCAAGACGGUGCAGGCAAUGACUGAGGUCAAAACGGACAUUGGCUUCGCUCGGGCUUGGGUUCGCCUUUGCCUGGAAAAGAAGCUGCUGUCCAAGCACCUCAAGAAGCUGCUCUCCAACCAGGAGCUGCUCAGGAGUUCCUACAAGCGGUAUGCAUUCUUGCGGUGCGAAGAUGAGAAAGAGCAGUUCCUGUACUACCUCCUCACGCUCAACGCUGUUGACUACAAGUGCUUCACCAACACCUACACGGCCACAGAGAUGCCAUAUCGGGUCGUCGUGUUCCCGAGCCGCAAGCUGAGUGCCUCGACAACGUCGGCCAAUGCCUGGGUCAGCGUCUCGGGUACUAUGGGGACCACGGGCAUCAUCCCAGUGCCCAAGCAGUUGCCCGAGUUCGUCUGCCACCACAAGAACCUGGGCCUGCUCACGACGCUACGGAUUGGCCACGACAACACGGGCCUCUCGCCCAAGUGGAUGAUUGAGCACGUCGUGGUGCGCAACGAUGUCACGGGACACACCUACAAGUUCCCCUGUGGUCGGUGGUUGGGAAGGGGCAUCGACGACGGUAGCACGGAGAGGCUCCUAGUUGCGGAGCUGGUUCCAGCAGACAUCGACAAUGAAGAGCUGAUGGAAGCUUGCCGAACGCCGCCUCGAUGCCGGUCGCCCAGCGUUCCACGAAGGCCAAGUGAACCCCGGCUAACCAUUCCAGAGAUUCAGCAACUCCUCGGCGAUGCAGUCAACAACAUAGUCAAGUACUUCUACAAAUCCGAGCGAGAGAGGGGCAACUUGACAAUCCUGCUUUGUGGAGAGCUGGGGCUGGUCUACUGCCUGGAGCAGGUCUUCCUGUAUGGCUUCAAGGACACGCGCUUCUUCAGGCAUGUCUACCUCUGGGAGUAUUUUGUAAAAGUCAAGGAGUACUUCGAGUCUGCGCUGCAGGACAACAUGGAGGACGAGCGGCCGAACCCAGUGUGGCGCUGCUACUGCCACCUGGCCAACAAAGUAGAGCGGGCCUCACACACCAUGGGCAAGGACGGAAAGUUCCAGCUGUUCAUCUGCCUUGCCGCCAGGGAGCACUUCCUGCACCAGAUGAUGUUUGACCUGGCCGCCUGUCCCGUGACGGCCACCAUGUACGAGGAAAGGUCGUUCCUGCGCGACGCCAACCUCGUGGUCUUCCUCGUCCAGAUCCUGGAGGCCCUCUCCGAGUUCGACAUUGCCCUCGAAAGCUCCAUCACCCGUGGGGUGGACAACUGAGCCCAGGCGGCACCUCAUCAUGGCAGCUCAUACUCCGCAGGUUGAUUCACCAGGGACAGUCGGGGCAAGCUUACCGGUUUGUUCUAAGAAUGCCGGACGGCACGGGACGGUAAUCAGCGUCGACUGAAAACGGCCCAGAGAUUCCGCCAGCCCAUUGAAUCUCUUCUAGGCCAGAUGUUGGCCAACGUUGCCUUCACAAGUCGCGCACGACGACACAAAGUACUACGUGUAACGUUCUUAGUUCCUCAAGCAGAAAACUUAUUCCCCAGUGCGUGGUGGUUCCUGCGUGAAAGAAGAAGAAAAAAUUGUUUUCUUUUAUUCCUUGCCCACAGUUAUACCAGCUUCCGUGGCUGUAUUUUCGGCAUCUGUAUUGUUUCGUUUUGGUGGCUCAGAUAUGGCAGUCCACAAGAUGGUUGCGUGUGUUUGCCUGAAACGCGAAUGUCCCGCUCGGGGUGUACCCGCGACUAAAGAAUCACUCAAGCAAGGAAAUACUCCCCAAGUGUUCUUGUUUUCGUUGUUUUGUCAUGUCGUGCCUCCAUUGUUUUGUCAUAUCGUGCCUCCAUUAUUUUAGUGUACAUAUGGAACAGUCAUUCACUAGGCGUUUUAGAGGCCGGGGAGUGACUCCGCAGUGAGUUUUUAACAAACUGAGUCAUGAGCAAUCUCCCGUCACAUUCUUAUUCAUGUUGCCACUUGUUAAAUUUAGUUCUUUUUUUUUUUAGUCAUUGUACAUAGCUUCAAAUGUUGCGCUGUAGCAUUUCAUUUUGUUAAGCCUCGCAAGUGUUAAAGUUCGACCAGUCCAUUGGCUUCGAAGCUGCAAUGCGUUUACACCAAACACAGCUGGUAUUGGCCUUGACAUGAUUCCUGAUUAACCUGCUUUGAGGCCUGAAGUGUUCGGAAGUUGCCAACAUCAGAGAGUGAUAUGGUUAGAAUUAGGGCGACUUCAAGUCGGCAGGCCUAUGGAGCAUAUAUUCUGACCUGCAUUUGGUGCCGCAGCCACUGCAUCAAUUUCAUGCAACACAGUGCCCAGGCUGUCGGCAUUCCUUGCAAGUUUCAGUAGUAGACAGUUUGGAACUGAUUCGACGACAGCACGUCAGAAACGUGUUGCAAAAUGCAUUCCCUGUAGCUGACGCUCAAUACUCGGCACUUGAGGGAAUCUUCUCAGUCGUGAGCACUUUCCCUAAAAAAGUAGUAACCUGCCAUUCACCUCUGUGCAGAAUAGGAAUCAAGCUACAGAGUUAGGUGUACAUACUAAACUUUUAAAAUUUAUUUAAAUCGCAAUGUAAGAUAACAUGUAUGGCUUGUAAUGGGUGAAAACGACUAAGUCAGUUACAGAGCCCCCCCCCCCCCCCCCCUAAUUUUGGCUAACAUGUUUCCUACCAAAGCAUUGGCUUGAUAUUGCAUUUAACACUUUCGAGCCUCGCUUGUUUCAUUUUCUCAUUAGAGCAUCUCGUUAAGUGUUUCAUUAAUGCAAAAGGCAAUGCUUCAUUUCCUGCUGUCUAGUGUGCCAUUACUUAUUAUUCAAACUCCUUAGUAAGUUCCUUUAUAACAAAUGUUUUAAUUAUUGACAUACAGUAGACACCCUUUAAGACUUAACUUGAAGGGAUAGGGAAAAUCUGUUCAUAUUUUCAAAAGUAUGGCUGAACCGAAGUGCACUGCAUUCAUAGGAAACAGCGGAAAUCCAGAAUUUAUUUGCAUGAUCUGUAAAUCAACUUAUUCAACAUUGUCUUAAAAGGAAGUCUACUGUGUCGGUGUUCAGUGUAUUGUUUAUAUUCUGUACAAGAGGGUGUUCUUAUUGUAUGACCUGGGAUUGUUCACUCCUUUUGUUAAUGGAAACUUGUGACCCAGAAACUUAUGACCCAGUGUGCAGUAUCGAUGUUAAGUUUUCUCUUCUUGGUAAGGCAGUUCGCUGAAAAGAAAAGAAAUGCCCGUUAUGUCAGUAGGCAGUGAGGUACCCUCGCUCUUCAGUGUUAGACUCCGUUAAAGGUGUAAUCCUAACUCUUACCGCCUGAACACAUACCACCGUUCUAGGCAUCGUUAAGCAGCAUAGGUGUUGGAGUGGAAUAUUAAAACUACCCAACGAAAGCUCCUCUAUCUUUGCUGCGGCUGUCAUUUAAAACUGACGUAUCCAAGACAGCCAAAGCACACAUUUUGUGUUGCUUGAUUUGGGAAAAGCAAGACACACUGGAGGCCAGUUUCAAUGAUAUCUCGUCUGGAAGUUUUAUUUUGCGACUCUCCAAUGUUCUUAGCAGUAUGAGCUGUCUUUAUUUCAUAUGGUGCAUGGCAUUGCUUGCGGAAGAGUUGCAACGGCAGUGUUUUAAUGUGUUGAAAAGCUGUCAACCAAAUUGAUUACAUUCCUAUGGCCCAGCAAGGAAAGGGCUGAACUAAGAAGCUGUGUCAUCAUUCUUGAGUCUACCUCCUUUCUCCUUGAAAUUGCGCACCAACUUUUGUGCUGGAAAUACUGUACGCCUUUCUCUUUUGCACCCUAUGUGGUGUAAAAGUUACCGAAGACUCCUUUAUUCAGGCAAGCCUGGGUAAAGGGAGCAUGAGAUGUCACUGCAAGUGUAGGAGCAAAAUGUGAAAAGCAUCGCACAUCACCUUUCUUUUGUUUUUGCACUGCAUUUACACCCUUUAUGGUGUAAAAUGGGCAUGACUGCUUUUCUCAGGCAGGUUAGGAGAGGUUGCAAAAGAACUGAAUGCAAAAAUAUGAGUGACAAUGUAAAAGUGAACAUUCAACAAUAUGGCACUUGCCAGUCAACUUAUCCUGCAAUUUAAUGUCUCUUCUAAAUCUUGUCAAACAGGGUAACUUUGUUUUUGCUGCGAGUUUGUUCAUAAUCAUUUUGAGACCACAAUGCUUGGGUUAAUAAAUGGAAGUGCCAUUAGCAUGGGUUCAUUAGCAUGCACAUACGAGUAUGUGCACAUUGACGCACAUGCACCAGGUAUUUCCACAUGCAACAGCGUGCUAGAGCUAUUGCAGUUUGCAAAUCACUUUCCAUCCUCACAGUACAUUAUCAUUUCGUUGCAUAUGUACAAUGAAAAGGACACACAAUAUGAAGCAAUGCGAUGUACAAGGGCAGUGCACAAUGAGCAGCGUGUACAAACUUCAUCGCUUCAGCCUGUAUGCACCUCUCUUAGCGCUGUACAUUCAUAGUAAGCCGUUGAUAACUGAUCAACCUAUCUGUUGUUGUGGUGUUAACCUUUUAUGACAUUGCACACACAUACGCAUCGGCAUCACUUCUCUCUCUCCUCAUCACUAAACUGGGACACGGGAACCGAACAAAUGAACCAGUUCCGCAUUUACCUGUGUGCGCUGGCUUGCGGCUUCAUGCCAUCUCCUGGCUCAACGCAUGACUUCUAGCAGCCCACUGCCUUACCAAGAAAGUCAUCUAGCCGUACUCGAGCUUUGCUAAGUAAUAUUUAUUUUUCUGUUUCAUGGCAGCUCGGAGGUGUUGUUUAUUCCCCCCCCCCCUUAUUUUCCCCCCCGGUCUGUUGUUACAGCACACGCACAUGUUUUGUCAGAGUAAUAAUCUGUAUGGGGACCAGGGCGUGCCUUUUGUAUGUGGCGCGUCAGACUCGUUGCAUUUUCGCUUGCUGAAUUAAGGUGCGCCAUCGACAGGCGAAAGGGAAAGCUUCUGGCAAAGAUUGGUCAUACUGAUGCUCGUUACAGCAUAUCAUAGGUAGUGGCAUAGUCCCUCAUCAAGACGAAUGUAGUGUGUCGGGAUGGAAGGGCUUGUCCUUAUGUGUGCAAAAGGAGCAUGUGUAACACUAACUGGCCAUGCGCUUGUACACUAGCAUUCAUUUGUCGUGCUUGUUGCAUAUAUUAUAAAAGUGAAGCCUUUCGGCAGCAUUGAGUAGUACAUUCUAAGUUGGGAUCAUCAAGCUCACCCUUUUUUUUUUUUUUUUUGCCCCGUGUUAAGUGCUGUAAAAGCUUUUUUUUUUUAGAAAAGUGGUAGGGUAUCAGGAUGUCGUGCUCACAGCUGCUUUUGCUUCGUGUUAGGUAAUGUGACUAUCUUUAAGAAGAAGUGUGAAGUAACAUUGUUAAACCCGUGUAGUGCUAUGUCAUGUAUACGGAAGAGUAGUACCUGUGAUUUUGUGAUGAUUUCCAGAUUAACAUAGGCAUGCUUGUAUAAUCUGGCAUUGUGACAGUGUGUUCAUUGCUUGUUAUGUUUUGUUCGUCACCUUGCACAAUUUAUUCGAGCAUGAACUUUCCACCUGAUAGGGAAAGCCGAGUUAUGAGUAAUUUAUUGCAAAUUUCUGAAUUUAUUUAAAGAGGGUGAGCUAAGUCUGCACACGCAUUUCUCUGGCUAGAAUAUUGCUUUUUUAAGGAAAGCCUUAUGUGCAACGUAUUUCAUUAUUCUUUUGUUCACUGUUUUGUUUAGUGCAUUGUAACUGCCGCAGUUGUUGGUUGUCUUGCGCAGUUACGUCGACAUUUUGCUCUUUGUACAUCCACCUGUCGAGGUGAACAUUGGUAAAGUCUCAUUGAUCUUUCUAGCCCAGUUAUUGUCUUCACAUUGUAUCUACUGUCUUACAUGCUACAGUCAUAUUGCGAAAUCCCACUGCAUCCUGUGUAUAAUUUGUGCAUGUGCUGCUUGGUUAGUCAGGAAGAGGUGUACCAGAGGCGUUGCUCAUCAGCUUUGCGGCACAGCCUGAGCCAUCCAUCGUUCAUUCGCACUUGACAGAAAUCUCAGGCAACCAUAGUACAAUAUUUCUUCAUUUUUUUAGACUGCUGUGCAUAAUGCAAGUGUGUCAUAUUGUUCUUAUAAAUUUGAGAUGUGUUAGUGGUGUCCUUCCUUUUUUUUUUUUUCACCAACGGCUUGGCCUUAGAGUGAGUGUUCUUUCUUUUAAUAUCCUUCUUUUUCUUUUCACCUUUUCAAACAUUGAUAACACGCUGUUCCUGUUAAACAUGGUGAUGUUUUAUGUUCAACAGUCUUCCUCGAAUGAGUGACACCUUAUACACAAGUCUCGAUGAGCUCACGAGUAUGAUCUACUUGUGCAGACACGUGGGAGUAAAAAAAAAAAAGAAACAUUGCAUUUUUCAGCAAAGUGAACUGUUUUGAUGCUUCAAUGCUGCUACACGCUUCGACUGUAUUAUUUCGCAUCCAUCAUUUGAACUGGAGUAAAGGCACUGGACAUUUCAUAAGCAUGAGGUUUUUGAAUACAGUAGAACCAAUAUAAUGACAGGUGCACAACAAUGAUUUCUAGGGAGUUUCAGCGCUCUUGUGAUCUCGCAAAGUGCUCCACUUCUGCAAGAAGUCAGCUGUACAUGCUUGAGUGGCGGAACAGUUAGGGAGCACAGUGUCAGAUUACAAAAUGGGGUGUGCUAAAACUCUCUAACAAUGGAGACAGUGCUACUAAUAAUAGAGAGUUGCUGAAACUCGUGCUUGUUCAGCUCGUGCAUUUGGAGCUGGCACCUCACAGCAGCGGAGCACGGUAGCAGAUUGUGAAAUACCGUGUGCUAAAACUCUCUAAUUAUGGAGAGUUGCUAAGACCCUCUAACAGUCAAAGGCUUUAGCCCAACCUGUAGCCAUUACCGUUAUUCGAAUACUGGAGACACAGGCAGGAACAGCUGUGCUGGGGGUGGCACCUUGCAACGCUGUAUACAACCAAAACAGGCACAACUGUUAUUGCCAUGAACAACUAUGCGCUGCUUAACUGAUGGCAUAAAUGUGUUAACAGUGACGUGAUGUUUGUAAAGGUAUUAUUGCAUUUUAUAUAACUAGUCCGUCAUUGGUGAAUAGAGAACUUGAACAUCAAGAGUGUCAACUCCGAAAAAUGUCGAUACUAGUACCAAUACCAAAAGUGCAGCGUAAAUACUCAGUGAACAUUGAAAGUGCACCGUUAAAAAAAUGCCUACAGCUGUUUGAGAAACCAAAAGUGAUUGUGUCCUGAAAAUAAUAGGUGAUGCAAGAGCCAGUGAGGGUUGUAUGUGCGCAAAGUUGCACUUGUGGGAGUUAACUGAGGUAUAUUGUUGGAAGUAAUGAUCUGUAGUUCCGCUAACAGUUUCACUAGGAACUGGGUUGCAAUUCUUCAAGGUCGCACAACUUCGUAGGCUUUUCUCCCUUUUUUUUUGUUUUUUAUUCUGAUGAGCUUGGCAGCAUUCCCAACACAUUCAUGUUCAACGCACCAUUGCCAGAUGGCGCCACCAGUGCUGCUGUUAUCGUAAAAAGCUCCCAAUAUUCUAGUAUUAGGUCAGUGGUAACAUGCACACACCUUGCUAAACGUGUUUAUGGUAACUCGGAAUGGCAUAGUUUAUACAUGCAGGCCUGUGCCGUAUUUACAGUAACAGUUUGCACAGGAGAAGCUGUUAUGAGAAAUUGAUAAUGGCCGCAUGCAAUUUUUUUUUUUUUUUUUUUUUUUUGCUUAUAACAUUUCGGGUACUUUUUUGCUGCUGCCUCAGGUUUGGUGAAAGGCCUAAUUUGUGGAAAGGUUUUGUCUUGUGAAACAGUAGUGUUGAAUUGUCUCCCAUUCUUUUUGUUUUUGCCUUGAACAAAAAGCCAAGUUAUCUUGUGAUUUAUAUUUCACCUAUAUUUAUAUAUUGAGGCAAAAGACAAAAUUCACGUUAUUCGUUCCUAAUAUGUAGUCUUCCAUUCGGGCAGUAGCCAUUUUAGAAAGCAAAGUAGCCAUUUUAUAACGACAGCACUGAGAAGCAGUGUGGGGGAGCUUUGGCUUCAGUGGCAAGUCUAGAAAGCAUUUUUUGAACUAUCUUAAAGAAUUGAACUGUUCAGCAGAUAUCUCGCUUUGUUUAAAUACAUUAGUGUGCAAAUAUGCACAAAUAAUACACCUUCACUCAUAUGCUAGAACACUAAUGGUACUGAAAAGUUUGUCAAUCGCACUGCCUGUUAAGACGGAAAACCAUCAAAUAUACCCUCAUUUUUGUGCCUUUAAAAGUAGUGCAAUGGGACAUGAUUUCUCCCCACCUGGUUAUCAGUUAAAUAAGAAAUUGUCUAGUGCGUUCACAUUGUCAAGCAUUUCUGAUCAAAUUGUUAGUUGUUUGUUGGCAAAGACGCUAGUGCACUUUUGAUGUACUAUUCUUGUACUGAACACAUUUGUGUGAGCUCUGUGUCAGUAAAUUGUGGUUUUCACUGCAGAAGCAUUUUUAUCAUUACAUAUUAAAGAAACUAUUGUUUUUUCUCUUUUUGUUUUUUUCUGUUGCUUGAGAGAGAAGCACUUACAAGAUAGGUGGCCAUGCAAUCAAUCCUCAAGCCUCAUUAAUUUUUUUUUUUUUACUUCUGUCUUUGCUUGUAUUCGGAACACAUGGUAACAGUCUUGAAUGCCAGUAAAGUGGGGUUCUUUUCUUUUUUAACACUGGUUUUGUGGCAACAUUGUCAUAAGCCAGCUGUUGCAAAUAAUGGUAUUUCACGUACUGACAUAGUGUUCCUACAUACUUCUAGAAUAGCUCUGGCAAUUUCCUAAGCUAACGACGAAGCUGGCGAUCAUUGUACAGGUUUAAAAUCGCAUUAAGUCAUCUUCAAAUGGAUCUAUACAUUAACCAAGGAUGAGCGUUCCAUGAUUGCACACACAGACCAGCCAAGCAUUAUGUGCUCGAGAAGUUCCGAUUUUUCUGUUACCUCUGUGGGUGACACUAUCUUCACAACUGUCUUCACAAACUACUAUCUUCACAAUUGUUGUGCAUCAGAAGUUGUUACGUUGUUGAACUCUGCAUAACUAAUUUGUGUGGGCUGCUGCUGCUUAAUUUCUUUCUUAUAGCUCAAAUGUCUUGUCUCAAAACAGUGAGGCUCAGUUCACCGUUUGGAAAGAGUAACAAGACUUUUCAUGUCUGAAAUAGAAUUGCAUCCUCCGAGUUCAUAACUGGUGUCAUUCUUUGGGGCCCAUUUUUUUUCACGUCCAGUCGUGGCAUGUGUCUUGGCCUUUGUUCAUAUUUACAAAGACUGGUUUAGCUACAAGUGCUUCGUGUCGCGCCGGCCUUGUCCACGAAAUACACCAUGCACGUGUGUCUCGGAACAUUGGCGGUGUGUCAGCUCUUGCGUUAACGCGUAAUACUGUACAUAACACACAAAACAAAUCUAUAUUUUUAUCUGUCUGUCCCCAGAAUAGGUCUAUAUCUAGCAUGCCCAUUACGUUGUGUGUGUGCUGAUCCUGGUCAUCUUUAUCUGCUGGAGCAAAGAGAGAUGGGGCUAAGCUGCCCCCCGGAUGUUCUUAUCAGUUGCCUCGGUACACACCACAUAACCGCAUGUGUGUGGAUGCUGAUUUAUGUGUGUUUGUUUUUCGAUUGUGUAAAUAUGUACAUAGCCCAGUUUUUGUUACUCAAGAGAGAAGAGAGGAGCUCGGCUAAUGUCCGUCUGCUGAGUGCGCAGUGCUUUGCGUGUACUUGUUGCGUGCACCUUGCUGUGGUGUAUCCGCUUCGCUUCUGUGUUGCUUAUGUGUCACCGUGUCACGCUUACAGAGGUGUCAUGCCUGCUGGCCCUUGUGAUGGUGAUGUGUGACUAGUGAGUGUUCAGAGAACAACAUAAUGCUGCCUUUUGUCUCGAGGUGUGAAGGAAUACAGAUGACAUAUGUGCCGCACGUGCAA
Molecule: messenger RNA, 12783 nt
Organism: Dermacentor silvarum
Lineage: Eukaryota; Metazoa; Arthropoda; Arachnida; Ixodida; Ixodidae
Gene: pns
Product: DENN domain-containing protein 5B-like
Molecular function (GO): small GTPase binding; guanyl-nucleotide exchange factor activity
Source: RefSeq, a predicted model, not a curated record